UUUUAUUUCAUCUCUCUCUGCUUUGUUCUCAGCAGCUUUUCCAACUAAGAAUGAUCUCUGGUACACAGUUCCACUGUGUACCACAGAUAAAAAGGAUGUGGACUCUGAUCUCUAUCAUCACAAAAGGGAGGAUAUCAUGGAGACAGAGACUAGUCUCUCUGAAAGGGCGGAGACUUUAGUUUUCGAUUUAGUGCGUUUGUCUGGUAGCGGAAGUGUGUCUGCAGAAUUCCAAUUUAAGGUAGGGCUUACCCUGGUUAGGUUUGCCGAAACCUCACGGUUGGCUUGCAGACUGGCAAGAGAGACGAUGGACAGGUGGAUUUUUCGUCUCCAAAGAGAAGGGCGGUGGGGUAGGAAGCUAAAGGACCUCUCCAGGUUUAUCGUAAGAUUUCCCACCGUAUUUGCGAGUCCAUCUGAUUUAGAUCAAGAGGACUUUCCAAUGGAGGACCUCUCCUUGGAUGAAGAGAAUGAGGACCACCCCUUACCUGUUCCUGUGGUUGCUCCAGUCCCUGAGGAGCCUCGGGUUGCGGCCCUCCCCUCACCUGCUCCUGUGUCUGCUCCAGUCCCUGAGGAGCCUCGGUUUGCGGCCCUCCCCUCACCUGCUCCUGUGUCUGCUCCAGUCCCUGAGGAGCCUCGGGUUGCGGCCCUCCCCUCACCUGCUCCUGUGUCUGCUCCAGUCUCUGAGGAGCCUCGGGUUUCGGCCCUCCACUCACCUGCUCCUGUGUCUGCUCCAGUCCCUGAGGAGCCUUGGGUUGUGGCCCUCCCCUCACCUGCUCCUGUGUCUGCUCCAGUCCCUGUGGAGCCUCGGGUUGCGACCCUCCACUCACCUGCUCCUGUGUCUGCUCCAGUCCCUGAGGAGCUUCGGGUUGCGGCCCUCCCCUCACCUGCUCCUGUGUCUGCUCCAGUCCCUGUGGAGCCUCGGGUUGCGGCCCUCCCCUCACCUGCUCCUGUGUCUGCUCCAUUCCCUGAGGAGCCUCGGGUUGCGGCCAUCCCCUCACCUGCUCCUGUGUCUGCUCCAGUCCCUGAGGAGCCUCGGGUUGCGGCCCUCCCCUCACCUGAUCCUGUGUCUGCUCCAUUCCCUGAGGAGCCUCGGGUUGCGGCCCUCCCCUCACCUGCUCCUGUGUCUGCUCCAUUCCCUGAGGAGCCUCGGGUUGCGGCCCUCCCCUCACCAAUGUCUGCCCAGCAAAAUAAUGAAGAUGUUUUUGUGGAUAUGAAAGUUGAUUACAACUCUGUACCUCAAUCUUCACCUCCUCACGAUUUGCCUGUCCGGCAGGCGGCUCCACUCCUGCCUUCCCCUAGGAAGCGCAGAGCUGGCCCCACACAGCUUCAAUUAGGGGAAGAGCGGGAUGUGGAUGUAAGGCCGAAGAGGGCCAGACUGGCAGGAUGCGGGAGUGAAAAUCAGUAA
Misgurnus anguillicaudatus (oriental weatherfish) is the source of this 1402-nucleotide messenger RNA. NCBI's taxonomy places the organism in Eukaryota, Metazoa, Chordata, Actinopteri, Cypriniformes, Cobitidae. The record is from RefSeq and is a predicted model, not a curated record.